Trifolium pratense (red clover) is the source of this 553-nucleotide messenger RNA. Its product is annotated as protein transport protein Sec61 subunit beta-like. Lineage: Eukaryota; Viridiplantae; Streptophyta; Magnoliopsida; Fabales; Fabaceae. Gene Ontology annotation, cellular component: Sec61 translocon complex; endoplasmic reticulum membrane. Gene Ontology annotation, biological process: intracellular protein transport. The record is from RefSeq and is a predicted model, not a curated record. The transcript is spliced from 2 exons. The coding region runs from base 147 to 389 and encodes 80 amino acids.
UCAUAAAUCCAAGUCAAAUUUUAUUUCGCUUAUUAUAAAUUGUUAAGACGAAGUAAACGCUAAAACACAGUCGUUUAACACUUCAUUCACCGUCUCAGAUCACCAACUCCGACGAAUCUCAGUUACCGGAAUUCACCAUUCAGAAAAUGGCUUUAGGAGGAGGAGCUCCCCAAAGAGGAAGUGCUGCAGCUACUGCAAGCAUGAGGAGAAGGAAAACAGCAGGUGGUGGGGCAUCUGGAGGAGCAGCUGGUACUAUGCUUCAAUUUUACACUGAUGAUGCUCCCGGACUCAAAAUCUCUCCUAAUGUUGUUCUUGUAAUGAGCAUUGGAUUUAUAGCUUUUGUUGCUGUUCUUCAUGUGAUGGGAAAGCUGUAUUUCAGGGAGGCUUAAGGGAUAUAAGGCAAGAACUUGGGUUCAGUUUUAGGCUUUUAAUAUACUGUUUCAUUUCUGUGUUGCUAGAGCCACCUAUCCCUUUAAUAUUGGAUUUCUUUGUAAUAUUGGUACAAUCUUUUAUUUUUUUCAAGUUUAACAAGGGUUUAUAUUAGCUUUGUUUA